Hansenula ciferrii is the source of this 1281-nucleotide messenger RNA. RefSeq lists its product as uncharacterized. Lineage: Eukaryota; Fungi; Ascomycota; Saccharomycetes; Phaffomycetales; Wickerhamomycetaceae. The record is from RefSeq and is a predicted model, not a curated record. The transcript has a single exon. The coding region runs from base 1 to 1281 and encodes 426 amino acids.
AUGGAGGCUGGUUUGUUGACGGGUAUCAAGAACCUGAAGUCCUUAUUGAAGGCUACAAGUGAUUAUGAAAAGUUCAAGGUUAAAUAUCAAGAGUUAUCGCUGGAUUUCCAACUUCAAUUACAACUGAUCAAUGAAACAUAUGCUGCUGAGGGUCCAAAAAUGAGAAACUACAAAAGGAAGGAGUUAUAUCUCACUAGAUUUGAUGUUAUUAUUAAGCCAACCACGUUGAGGGUUAAAGAUAUAAAAGAGUUUAAUAUCGUUAGAAGUACAAUUAAUAACCUGUUGAAAACAUUGAAACCAUAUAAAAAGGAUCCUGUUAUUGGUUAUUUGUUUGAAGUAAGCUCUUACUUCAAUUUGGCACCACCUUAUUUCCCUGAUACUGGUAGAUCUCCCCUGAUUGAACUUAAACUUGAUAAUGAUGAAAAUAUGAACCCAUUCACCACUACUAAAAUUAGUAAAAAUGUUACUGAAACAACACGUUAUGGUCCAGUGUUGAUUGAAAAAUUUACAAAUGAUGUUUUCAAAGAUGAAUGGGAUGUUAAACUUGUCUUUGAAUUAUAUAAAUCAGAAUCCUUCAAGCUGUUAAAGAUCAAUAAUGAAUUGGCCCAAGCUCAGGCUUUCUUAAAUAGCCGCUGUUUGAACUCAUUCACUAAAAGAGAUCUGGUUCAAGUGAUCAAAUCCAACAUUUUCAAUCCAGUGCUGACAAUCCUUUCCAAUUUAGGGUAUUCUAUUACCAUUAGAGAGAAUUAUGAUUUGAAGAACGAUUUACCUGAGAAAUCAAAAGUUUCGGAUGUUCCAGAUGUUCAAUUUCAAUUGGUUUCAGAUAUGUGUCUGAUUUAUCAUAAACCAAUUAGUGAUGUUGAUAUAGCUGCUAUGACAAUCUUGGUUUGUGAACCAAGCACUUUGAAUUCAUAUGUUCAAGAUUUUUUAGAUGAUAAGGGGAAAAUUACACAUAAAAGUAAUAAUUUGAAGAAUUUAUUCACACAAGGGUUUUGUCAAGCUAUUUUCGCAUUGAAUAAUCAUGGUAUAAUAACAGAUUAUAAUCAUUUUUUACUUUAUACAAUUGGUAAUGAUGUUUCCAUGCAAACAAAGAAAACUACAAGGAAAAAUUUUGUAAAAGUUGCAACUUCUGGUUUCCAUUGUGAAGUUCUUGAUAUUAAAGAUGGCUCUACUAUUCCAAAAAUUACUUCAUUCGUUGUUGAUAAUGUUAAAGCUGUUGUUGAUAACUCAGAAGAAUGUUUGAUUAGACAUAUCAAGGAAUUUAUGAUGGAUUUAGAUUAG